CCCCAUUGCUUCACCAUCCCACCGCCAAAGAUCUAGAUCUGCGACUGAGGUGGAGAGUAGCGGAAGCGACUUUAUGCUUCCUCGUCAGAUAUGCUCACCCUGGGGAGCCUGCUGUACAAUUCGACAACGACGACGACGAGUACCGGAACCAGCGGUUCAAGAUUGUGAAUUGGAUUGUGAAGGGGCCCUAGGUGAUGAAGAUGGUCGGGAAUCACUGCGCAUGCCUGCUAGGGAAGGCACUCACCUGCAAUUAACAUAGGGGACCAAAGUAUUUUGAGAUGGAUGUUGAUAUCGCGAGCUCGACAAUCACGACGGCGAUCCUACACUUGGCGCUUGGGUGCAUGACGAGCGUGACGAUCGAUAUGGGGUUCCUUGUGGAGGCACAUGAGCCGCUGCCCAAGAGGUUGAUCACCGCGGUGAGGGUUUGUCAAAUGGAGAUGUCUAACAGGCUAUCUUCGACCUCUUCCCUUGUCGACUCCUCGUCGUUUGAGGAUCUCACAGCAGAACGAACAUGGGAAUGGUUCACUAUGACAAAAAUCCCUUUUUGGAGAUACCAACGGGAAUUGGUUCUACUGCAGGAAUGGGAAGAGAGUAGUGGAAGAAGAAGUUGUGCUGACCGGAUUCAUUUUCGCUGGCAGGAUUUGAAGACUAAGAAAGAUGGGGAAGGGAAGAGGGAGGAGGAAGAAGGGGAAGGGUUGGGUUUAUGACGUGACACGUUUUGUGAUGUGGCGGGUCAGAUUUCAAUUUUUUGUUUGUUAAAAUUAGCUUAUUAGGUACUUCUGCUGGCCACAUUAACAAAAAACUGACGGUGUU
Messenger RNA from Linum trigynum, 813 nucleotides. The record is from the annotation of a GenBank genome assembly. NCBI's taxonomy places the organism in Eukaryota, Viridiplantae, Streptophyta, Magnoliopsida, Malpighiales, Linaceae.